This is a messenger RNA of Poecile atricapillus (Black-capped chickadee), 1078 nucleotides long. RefSeq names its product family with sequence similarity 168 member A (gene FAM168A). Lineage: Eukaryota; Metazoa; Chordata; Aves; Passeriformes; Paridae. The coding region runs from base 261 to 968 and encodes 235 amino acids. The transcript has 9 exons. The record is from RefSeq and is a predicted model, not a curated record. Gene Ontology annotation, biological process: positive regulation of base-excision repair.
GGCGGCGGCGGCUGUAACGGUCCCGCUGGUGGUACUGCCCCCCCUACCCCCCCCCAUUCCCGGCUGGCGGCUGCGGGAGCAGCGGGAAGAGGAGGAGGAGAGGGAGAGGGAGAGCUGCUGUACCGGCACAGGGGCCGCCGCCGCCCGAGCAGCCGCAGAGCUCUGGAAUGCUGUGAAGACUCCCUGCCCAGGCACACUCCUCUCCGGAUUAUCUCCAUCCCAAGGAAGCUUGUAUCCAAGAGAGUUCCUGGUCUUCCACCAUGAAUCCUGUUUACAGCCCCGUCCAACCUGGGGCUCCCUACGGAAACCCGAAGAACAUGGCCUAUACAGGUUAUCCAACGGGCUAUCCCGCCGCUGCCCCCGCCUACAAUCCCAACAUGUAUCCAACCAGCAGCCCUGGCUACGCCCCAGCCACACUUCUGAUGAAGCAGGCCUGGCCUCAGACCUCCUCGUCCUGUGCCACCGAGGGCACCUUCCACCUCCCGGUGGACGCCGGCACCGAGAACAGAACCUACCAGGCUUCUUCUGCAGCAUUCAGGUACACUGCGGGGACUCCCUACAAGGUCCCACCGACCCAGAGUAACAACGCCCCUCCUCCCUACUCGCCGUCUCCGAACCCGUACCAAACCGCGAUGUACCCCAUCAGAAGUGCCUACCCACAGCAGAACCUGUACACCCAGGGAGCUUAUUACACCCAGCCCGUGUACGCGGCCCAGCCUCACGUCAUCCACCACACCACGGUGGUGCAGCCCAACAGCAUCCCCUCGGCCAUCUAUCCGGCCCCGGUGGCCGCGCCCCGCACCAACGGCGUGGCCAUGGGCAUGGUUGCUGGCACCACCAUGGCAAUGUCAGCAGGAACCUUGUUGACCACCCCCCAACACACCGCCAUCGGAGCACAUCCAGUGUCCGUGCCAACGUACAGGGCUCAAGGAACCCCCACCUACAGCUACGUACCUCCACACUGGUAAACCACUGGCCAAUCCAUAUCUGGAGUCAAACAUUGUAUGCAACUACACAAGUCUUACAUCGGUGCUGCAGCUGCUGAGCUGCAGCGCCUCGUCUGUUUGCAAGAACAAAA